GCUCCUCCUCCGUCCUCCCUCCCUCCUUUCCACUCUUUUGAUGUAAAUUGUAACUGAAGACUUGAAAGAAAACACCAACUACUCCCUGCUUGUUUUUUGUCCUCUGUAAAGCUGUCCAGUUUUUUUUCUCUCCAAUGCUCGUCGCCAGCAAGCAGUUGAGUAUCGGUCGCUCCCACAGUUGGGACACCCUGGGGGGGAAUGAGGGUCAGUGGGCCGGGGGAGAAAGCGUGUAUGACCAACAAGGCAGGAUAGCGGGUCGACGAAACUCGCUGUCUUACGGGGCAGAGGGAGUAGGUUACUAUGAGACUCCCCCUGGGAUACGUCCUCCGGACCUGGAUCUGAAACGAGACCCCUACUCCUACCAAGACUCUCUGUACAGUCAGCAAGGCUACGCUACCAAUCCCCGGGGAAUGAGAAAGGGCUCAGUCCCUGAGCUAAACAACUACGACCGUCCACCCAUGGCUAAUAGUCACCGAGGAUUCAUCGCCUCCCAGGACUAUUAUCCCCAUGACCCUGCUAUGGCUCCCCGACCACCAGAGGACCACCGGGGCUUCUACCGGGUGGAGCAGCAGACUCAGGAGCAGCCUCACCCGCUCAGCAGAUCCCCGUCCCACUACGGGAUGAACCCAGUGGGACGCCCACCAUGGGACCAGGGACAGGGAGGGAGGCCCUUACCUCCGGGUCCUUCGUCUUCUUCUCCUCUUCCUCCUCGCCCUCUUCCGCCAACUGCCCAUUGCAUUAACCAGGUUUACAAUCAGCCUGCAGCUGUAGCCGCAACCGCCACUGCCAAUAUGAUGCCAGAUGGCCAAAGCUCUCCUGCUCACUAUGGAAUGGAACAACCCUCUUCACCUCGUUACACAUCUGAGCCAACCCCUCUAGCCGGCCAGACAGUCUAUACCGACAUCAACGGCCAUCCCGUGGACCCUCGGCAGCAGCCUGCAGCCACCUGCCUGGUGGUGGACCCUAACACUCAGGGGCUAGAUGGGAGCAUGCAGCAGCGAGGUAUGAUGAUAAGGCAGGAGUGCACAUUGCCCUACAGCGUUCAACAACAACAAGCUCCGCAGCCCAACAUGCAGGUCUACAACCCCAACCCUCCUCUCGCCGCCCCUGUUCCUGCACCUGUUCCUGCCCCUCUUCCUAUCCCACCUGCCCCUGUAGCCCUCCCCCCUCCACCUCCCACAGCCCACCAGACGCCUGCAGCUCCAGUGGAUCACAAGAGGAACGCCGACCCAGAGUAUCUGGCUCUUCUUCGAAGCGAGGGUCUCUCAGAGAGUACCAUCUCCUCACUCAUCCAGCAGGGCUUUGACACAACCGGCAUGCUGGCAGUCAUGGAGGAGAAUGACGUACGUUCAGUGGCUCCCAACCUAGGGCAGGCGCGGGUGCUGUCACGGGUGGCCAUCAGCGUCAAGAGGCCCUUAGAGCCCCCUCCCACGCCCCAGCAACAGGCCCACAUGCGGGGCCGCUCCAACAGCUUCAGCCACCGCUCUGACAUGUACCUCCAGCAGCAGCAGGCCAUGGGCAUGGACCCCCGGCUGAUGCCACCACAGACCCCUGGUACCAUGCAGACCAUCUCCCCCACCAUGGCUGAGGCCUUGGCCAGGAGGCCCAACAGUGCUCCCUCUCAGCAACUUCUGGAAAAUACACAGGGCUACCCAGGACCUCGUACCCCAGGGACCUACAAUGGUGCCAUGGUCCCUGUCCAGUCCCAGCCCAUGUCUGCAUUCUCCCAACACCCGGGUGUCCCCAUGACGCCGGGCAUGCAGAUGAUGGGUGCCAUGCCCCAGCAGAUGCAAGCCAUGCAACAACAGCAAAUGCCAGUGUGCAUGCCUGCCCAGCCGUCACCUCAGCAGGCCCCAAGGGCAUACUCCACCAACUACACAGUGCCCAUGGAGCUGAUGAAACGGGACCGCAGCCUGCAACCCGUGCACAGCGCCCACCCCAGCCCUCAGAUGAUACGCAAGGCUGGGGGCACCCCGUCCGAUGGAGCCAUGAUGCCAGUGGGUACCGGCAUGCAGAACCAGAGUGCUAUGGCCACCAACCAGAAGCUUAGCCGCCGUACUGGCCCACCUGUCAUCGUCUCCACCAUGGCAUCACCAGAUACAAGUAUCCGUCCCCAGAUCAUGAAUGGGCCCAUGCACCCCCGCCCCCUAGUGGCCCUGUUGGAUGGACGUGACUGUACAGUCGAGAUGCCCAUCCUCAAAGACCUGGCCACUGUCGCCUUCUGUGAUGCCCAGUCCACACAGGAGAUCCAUGAGAAGGUGCUGAACGAGGCAGUAGGGGCCAUGAUGUACCACACCAUCACCUUGACCAGAGAAGACCUGGAGAAAUUCAAGGCUCUACGCAUUAUCAUCCGCAUCGGCAGCGGCUACGACAACAUCGACAUCAAGGCAGCCGGAGAGAUGGGCAUCGCGGUGUGUAACAUCCCGUCGGCGGCGGUGGAGGAGACAGCAGACUCCACUCUGUGCCACAUUCUCAACCUGUACCGGCGGAACACCUGGCUGUACCAGGCGCUCCGGGAGGGCACACGGGUCCAGAGCGUGGAGCAGAUCAGAGAGGUGGCAUCCGGAGCCGCCAGGAUCCGGGGAGAAACGCUGGGCCUCAUUGGCUUUGGUCGUUCAGGGCAGGCCGUGGCAGUGCGGGCCAAGGUGUUUGGCUUCAACGUGAUCUUUUACGACCCGUACCUGCAGGACGGUCUGGAGCGUUCGCUGGGUGUUCAGCGUGUCUACACCCUGCAGGACUUGCUCUACCAGAGUGACUGUGUCUCCCUGCACUGCAACCUGAAUGAACACAACCACCACCUCAUCAACGACUUCACCAUCAAACAGAUGCGCCAGGGUGCGUUUCUGGUUAACUCUGCGCGGGGAGGUCUGGUGGAUGAGAAGGCCUUGGCUCAGGCCCUGAAAGAGGGCAGGAUACGGGGAGCCGCCCUGGAUGUCCAUGAGUCAGAACCCUUCAGUUUUACCCAGGGUCCUCUGAAGGAUGCUCCUAACCUGAUCUGUACUCCUCACACGGCCUGGUACAGUGAACAGGCCUCGCUGGAGAUGAGAGAGGCAGCCGCCACAGAGAUACGCAGAGCCGUCACUGGCCGUAUUCCCGACAGUUUACGAAACUGUGUCAACAAAGAGUUCUUUGUUACCACGGCUCCUUGGACAGUGGAACAGCAGCAAAUGCACCCCGAACUCAACGGUGCCGCGUACAGCCGAGUCAACCAAACCAUGGUACAGGCCAUAGGAACGGGGGGAAUGCAAGACAAAUUAUAUACCUAAUAGAGAACCAGUUUCCCAAGAACAACAGAUGAGGUCUUGUGGUCGUUUUGAAUCCUGAAUUGACAUGUACCCCCCUGGUGUGGCCUCUGGUGGGAUCC
Messenger RNA from Oncorhynchus nerka (sockeye salmon), 3364 nucleotides. Its product is annotated as C-terminal-binding protein 2. Gene Ontology annotation, molecular function: transcription coregulator binding; transcription coactivator activity; oxidoreductase activity, acting on the CH-OH group of donors, NAD or NADP as acceptor. The transcript is spliced from 11 exons. Gene Ontology annotation, cellular component: nucleus. Gene Ontology annotation, biological process: regulation of transcription by RNA polymerase II. The record is from RefSeq and is a predicted model, not a curated record. The coding region runs from base 135 to 3266 and encodes 1043 amino acids. NCBI's taxonomy places the organism in Eukaryota, Metazoa, Chordata, Actinopteri, Salmoniformes, Salmonidae.